Molecule: messenger RNA, 903 nt
Organism: Lipotes vexillifer (Yangtze River dolphin)
Lineage: Eukaryota; Metazoa; Chordata; Mammalia; Artiodactyla; Lipotidae
Gene: TSPAN32
Product: tetraspanin 32
Exons: 8
Coding region: 1-903 (300 amino acids)
Source: RefSeq, a predicted model, not a curated record
AUGGGGCCUUGGAGUCGAGUCAGGGUGGCCAAAUGCCAGAUGCUGGUCACCAGUCUCUUUGUCUUGCUACUGGGCCUCGCUAUGGCCACCACAGCAGUGCUCACCUACUUCGGGCCUCACUUUGCUGUCAUCGGCCACGCAUCCUCAGAGAGGACCCCCUAUGAAGCUUUGCACCUCUGGGCCUUCUCCACAGGAAUCACCCUGGCCGCGCUCCUGACCCUGGGGGCUGUGCUGAGUGCCGCAGCCACUGUGAGAGAGGCCAGGGGCCUCAUGGCUGGGGCCUUCCUGUGCUUUGCCCUGGUGUUCUGCGCCCUGGUGCAGGUGGUCUUCUGGAGGUUCCACAACCCCACGCAGGUGGAGGACGCCGUGUUGGACGCCUACGAUCAGGUGUAUGAGCAGGCGGUGAAGAGCUCGUCAGGAGUCUGGCGGCAGGAGCUGGUGGCCAUCCAGGACAUGGACUGCCUGCAGGGGAUCAGGGACUUCCUGAGGAUGCACAGGAACAUCGCCUCCACCCUGAUCAGCCUCAGCCUCGCCUCCAUGGUGUACGUGAUGCCGCUCAGCGCCUUCCUCUGGUUUGCCAUCCACUCGGGCAAAUACACCCUGAGCCCACGGGCCCGUGGCUGCCAGCCCCGGGAGCCCCGCUCCUACAGACGCUGCCCGGAGGGGCCCGCCCCUCAUCACCCAUCUGAAGCAGAUGCUCUCAGGGGCCGUCGGGGUCCAAGCAGUCGCCCGGGUCACCCUCCGCUGCUCCAGGAGACCCACCCGCCUACACACAGGAGCAACAGAGAUGCUCCAGCCUCGGCCCGCACGCGAUCCUUCCCAGGAGGGGAUGAGCUGUUUUCCUCCACAUGGUGGUGGGAUGGGGAGGGAGGGGACCCCACCAGACAAGCAGCCUCCAUGUAA